This is a messenger RNA of Aspergillus sclerotioniger CBS 115572, 1134 nucleotides long. RefSeq lists its product as uncharacterized. The record is from RefSeq and is a predicted model, not a curated record. Bases 1 to 1134 code for a protein of 377 amino acids. The transcript has 3 exons. Lineage: Eukaryota; Fungi; Ascomycota; Eurotiomycetes; Eurotiales; Aspergillaceae.
AUGGCUGUCCUAGCGGCCUCGCUGCCCCCUGGUGUCUCACCCCCGCUGACGGAAGAUAACGACCAUAACCACAACGGGCUGAUCGUGAUCAUCACCUCUUUAGCACUCUUCUUAAUUCUCGCGUCGCUGGGUAUCAGAUUGUUCGCAUCUUCUAAAAGAGGCCUUAUCUUGAAAGACGACUACGUUCUCUUUGCUGUGGUGAUAUGCGCCUGUACCCAGGUUUCGCUGGUCCUCCUCCAGGUUCAUUAUGGGUGGGGAAAGUCCGAAGAGAUGAUUCUGCCUGGCGACUAUACGCAAAUGGAAAAGGUCGGAUACGCGACAGAUCUCUUCUAUGUCCUUGUCCUAGGAUUGUCAAAGGUCGGCACAAUGUUGUUCUAUCAAAACCUCUCUCUGGAACGCACAAGAUGGAUGGUUAAUGUCGUUUUGUCAUGUUGUGCCGUCUGGACCAUUGUCGCCAUAUUACUGCUAGGCAUACGAUGCAGCACUCAUCCUUGGAAUGACAUUGACAGAGAGUGCGGCGGCCUCUUCCCCCGAUGGCAAGCCAUCUGCGCAUUCGACAUAAUCUUAGAAGCCAUGAUCCUAUCAUACCCAGCGAUAACGAUCCGGAACGUCCAAAUAUCCUUAAGCAAGAAACUCAAAGUGCUAUCAAUCCUCAGCUCUCGGAUCAUACUAAUCCCUCUUUCCGCAAUUCAUUUAUACUAUAUCCACUCUCAGAUUUACUCUUCCAACCCCUCGCUCAUCGGUACCUACGCUACCUCCGUUGCAGAGCUCCAUCUCAGCCUGAGCAUCGUGCUCCUCACCGUCUCGUGCCUGAAAAUGUUCGUCGCAGUCUAUGAGGAUGACCAUGGCCUCGCAUACACAGAAGAUGCUUCAAAGUCGCAGAGUCACAGCGGGUGCACUCCCCCUAAGUCGUGGCGGUCAUCCCGACCGGUAAAAGGCCUCAGCUCCUUUGGCAGUAACGAGGACGAACCAAUCCUUCGGACGGAGGCGACGGUCUCAGCGUCGCCAGCGCCUUAUGAAGCGUAUCAGAGCAACGCGAUACUCAAAAGUGUACGGAUAUCGGUGACUCGGGAGAGCAUCGAGUUGGAUGAGAUACAGGGGUCAUCUUCUGCUGGAAAGUCGAGGAUGACAUAA